AUGCAGGCCGUCAGACAGAAGAUCAAGAGAGCUCUCAGCAUGCACGACAAGGAGACCAACUUCGACGAGCACGAGGAGUUCGACGAGGAGACUACUGGUCACCUCCACAAGCAGCUCGAAGAGGCUGAGGCCGAAGACUCCAAGUACCCCCAGGGCAGACCCGGCUCCUUCCUCAAUCGUCUCAUCUCGCACGGCAACAAGAAGACCGAAGACCAGAUCGCUGCCGAGAUUGCCGCUGGUCCUCAGGCUGCA
Molecule: messenger RNA, 252 nt
Organism: Aureobasidium namibiae CBS 147.97
Lineage: Eukaryota; Fungi; Ascomycota; Dothideomycetes; Dothideales; Saccotheciaceae
Exons: 2
Source: RefSeq, a predicted model, not a curated record